Molecule: messenger RNA, 1038 nt
Organism: Adineta ricciae
Lineage: Eukaryota; Metazoa; Rotifera; Eurotatoria; Adinetida; Adinetidae
Source: the annotation of a GenBank genome assembly
AUGUUGUCCCCGCCAUCCUCGCUAGCUAUUCAUCAACUUGAUAUCAUCAUUGAAGAAUUAAACAUCUAUGUUGCACUUCUCAUCUUCGCCACAGGUGUCAUCGGCGGACUCCUCAACAUUAUCAUCUUCUCAUCGCUCAAGACCUUUCGACAAACAUCCACAGGAUUCUAUCUCAUCGUCACUUCUAUCUUUAACGUUGGCCAAGCCUUGUCGGCCCUCAGCACACGAAUUCUCGAGACGGGCUUUACCGUCUCCAUCACCCAUCUCUCAUGGUCAUGUAAACUUCGCACAGUUCUCUCUCAGUCAUGUGUGCUCAUCUCCUUGACCAACAUGUCGUUGGCAACUAUCGAUCAGUUUCUGUCGAUGAGUAGUCGUCGACACUGGAGUAAUCUGAAACUCGCUCGUCGUCAUUCGAUGUUGAGUUGUUGUGUGUGGGCGUUUCAUGGGAUCUUUGCAGUGAUCUACUGGGAUGUGAUCAAUGGUGUGUGUACAACAGCGAACGGUUCGGUCUAUCGUCGAUAUUUGUCUUACUUUUACACUCCAGUAUUACUUGGAUGCUUACCGAUCGUUGUAAUGGUCACAUUUUCAGUGUUGGCAUUUGUUAAGAGUCGAAGACUAGCUCGCCGUCAAGUGAAUAUCGUUCGACUGAGUCAUGAACGACAGUUGACUGCGAUGGCAUUGUUUCAAGUGGCGUUCAUUGUGUUUGCAUCUACACCGUAUACAACUUACACGAUUUACGACUUGAAUACGGUCGUUACCAAUGCAGAAGUCGCUGCACAACGUCGUUUGAUCGGUACGAUUACUGUUUUGCUGUACUAUGAACAGUUUGCUAGUUCAUUCUAUAUAUUUUGCUGUGUAUCGAAGCGGUUUCGAAAGCAACUGAUAUUUGUUCUGUUCAAGAUUCAUAUGACUUGGCUACGACGAGUUUUUAACAGUACAAAAACUAAUCGGAUUGCACCAAAAUCGGAAUCGACUGGUGAUGGACAUUGUGGCCGACCAAACAUCAGUAUUCAUGAUGUUGCCGUUGGAGCAUCAUAA